This is a messenger RNA of Tribolium madens (black flour beetle), 1388 nucleotides long. It is a transcript of the gene Rpn10, whose product is annotated as 26S proteasome non-ATPase regulatory subunit 4. The transcript has 6 exons. Bases 136 to 1272 code for a protein of 378 amino acids. The record is from RefSeq and is a predicted model, not a curated record. NCBI's taxonomy places the organism in Eukaryota, Metazoa, Arthropoda, Insecta, Coleoptera, Tenebrionidae. Gene Ontology annotation, cellular component: cytosol; nucleus; proteasome regulatory particle, base subcomplex. Gene Ontology annotation, molecular function: polyubiquitin modification-dependent protein binding. Gene Ontology annotation, biological process: proteasome-mediated ubiquitin-dependent protein catabolic process.
GGAUUUAUGGUUGGCACCAUGGUUGUUCUGUGGCUGGCACCAUUGAUUUCGCGACCCCAACCAAACGUCAAAGCGAAAUUUUUCAAAAUUGUUUUCUGGCCAAGAGUGUUCAACUUAGUUUAAACAUCUUGCAAAAUGGUGUUAGAAAGUACGAUGAUUUGUGUCGAUAAUAGUGACUACAUGAGAAACGGGGACUUCCUCCCGACUCGCCUCCAGGCCCAACAAGACGCUGUUAAUUUAGUUUGCCACUCGAAAACAAGAUCAAAUCCUGAAAAUAACGUCGGAUUAUUAACCCUAGCCAACGUUGAAGUAUUAGCGACUCUUACUAGUGACGUGGGGCGAAUUUUAUCGAAACUCCACCAAGUCCAACCCAAUGGGGACAUCAACCUACACACCGGAAUACGCAUUGCUCAUUUGGCACUGAAACACCGUCAAGGCAAGAACCACAAAAUGCGAAUUGUGGCUUUUGUUGGCAGCCCUGUCGCAUCUGAAGAGAAAGAGUUAGUAAAAUUGGCGAAAAAACUGAAGAAGGAGAAAGUGAACGUCGAUAUUGUCAGUUUUGGGGAAGACUUUACCAAUAAUGAAGUUUUGACCACUUUUAUCAACACUUUAAAUGGAAAAUGCUUGAAGGAUGGCAGCAGCAGCCAUUUAGUGACGGUCCCCCCCGGUCCCCACCUUUCGGACGCUCUUAUUUCUUCGCCGAUAAUCCAGGGCGAGGAUGGUACCGGCGGUGCCGGUUUGGGGGCUUCCGGUUUUGAAUUCGGCGUCGACCCCAACGAAGACCCCGAGUUGGCCCUCGCCCUCCGCGUGUCCAUGGAGGAACAACGGCAAAGACAAGAGGACGAGGCGCGACGCGCGAAAGAAGCCUCGUCUACUGAGACAGGGACCAAGGCUUCGCCCAUUAAGGAGGAACCGAGUGAAGAAGCAAUGCUCGAAAGGGCAUUAGCGAUGUCCAUGGAGGAGGAUGGGGAGAGUGCCCCCGCGGGGGUCCCCACUGUCGAUUUUGCUAAUAUGACGGAGGAUGAACAAAUCGCGUUUGCUAUGCAGAUGUCGAUGCAGGAUGCACAGGAAUCGAGUUCGGGGAAGAAGGAGGAGCCGAUGGAGGUUGAAGGGGAUGAGGACUAUUCGGAAGUGAUGAAUGAUCCGGCGUUUUUGCAAAGUGUUUUAGAGAAUUUACCAGGGGUUGAUCCGCAGUCGGAAGCUGUAAGGCAAGCGGUGGGGAACUUAAAGGAUAAGAAGAAGGAAGACAAGGAUGAUAAACAAAAGAAAUAAGUUAGGGAUAAUUGUUAAUUUAGUUAUUUUUUUACAUAAUUAUACAUUAUAUGCGGAACUGUAUUGAUUUGAUUGGUAGUGUGAAGUAUCAUUUCAAAUAAAUGGAUAAAUAUUAA